CAGUGACUCAGCUGUCCGGACCUCUAGGGGAAGUUCAUUCCACCACCUUGGUGCCAGAACAGAGAAGAGUCUUGUAGUAUACUUGCCUCUUACCCUGAGAGAUGGUGGGACCAGUCGAGCAGUGCUGGUAGAUCUGAGGGUGCGGGGUGCAGUGCGAGGAGUGAUGAGGGCUUUGAGAUUAACAAUGAGGCAAGUUGUUUUCAUCCUCACCACCACUGCCAUCAUCAUCGUCAUCAUCAACAACAACACUGGAGCAGUUUUGUCCAACCAGAAAAAAAACCCUGCUUAUAAACUGGACAUGGCAAAGGAUUCUGUUGAUGACCAAUUUAUAGGCUGCGCUGAAGAAACCUACAAACGGAUAAUAGACGAGGUCCUAGGGGAAGAGUUAAAUAAAAAUAAAAAGUUUCAACAAUCUUGGAAUAAAUACUCAAACAUUGAGGAUAAUUUUAUAAGAAUAAUAAAGGUCUACACCGAUCCACUGGGAAAACUUUAUUCAAAAUUAAAUGAUGCUGUCAGUUCAGGAAAAAACGAUUACCCCCAAAACUUCAACUACAUAGCCUUUCAUUUCUUGCUAACACGUGCCGUACAAAUUUAUAAAGUGAAGAGCUGUGUUAAUGUUUUCCGUAGAACCACUGAUGAUUUUGAGAGACCCGAGAUUAAUGAUGUAAUGCGAUUUGGCAAGUUUGCAUCGACUUCACUUAACAAGGACUUGCAAAAAUUUGGCAGGAAAACCUGUUUUAAGAUUAACACAUGCUAUGGUGCAGACAUAGCCGAACUUUCUAAGAUACCCGAUGAGAAAGAGGUGCUAGUCCCACCUUUUGAAAAAUUUACUAUGACAAACAUUACAGAAAACCAGAUGAACUGCGAAGUCAUUUACACUCUAAAGAGUGUGGAAGCUAUUAGCAAUAUGAACUGCAAGCUGGUUAAAAAGCUCUACUGAACUGUUGAUGUUAUUAUAGCACAACCACUAACAUGACUGGAUAAUUUAAGGCCAUGAUGCAAUGUGUUCUAAGCAUGUAUUGAUGUCAAGGAUAUACAUUAUUUGUUAUUACAUUAUAAAAUUGCUUAAUAAUAAUGACAACAUUGUAAUUUUAACCAUUUUGUCUGAGCUUUUGUUUGAAUGGAAUUUAAUGUCUGAAUGCUUUUGAAAUUAUAAGACAUCUGGACCAUA
Messenger RNA from Tachysurus vachellii, 1171 nucleotides. RefSeq names its product erythroblast NAD(P)(+)--arginine ADP-ribosyltransferase-like. Bases 164 to 940 code for a protein of 258 amino acids. Lineage: Eukaryota; Metazoa; Chordata; Actinopteri; Siluriformes; Bagridae. Gene Ontology annotation, molecular function: NAD+-protein-arginine ADP-ribosyltransferase activity; NAD+ poly-ADP-ribosyltransferase activity. The record is from RefSeq and is a predicted model, not a curated record. The transcript has 3 exons.